This is a messenger RNA of Fonsecaea multimorphosa CBS 102226, 2712 nucleotides long. RefSeq lists its product as uncharacterized. NCBI's taxonomy places the organism in Eukaryota, Fungi, Ascomycota, Eurotiomycetes, Chaetothyriales, Herpotrichiellaceae. The record is from RefSeq and is a predicted model, not a curated record. Gene Ontology annotation, molecular function: beta-mannosidase activity. Gene Ontology annotation, biological process: glycoprotein catabolic process; carbohydrate metabolic process. The coding region runs from base 1 to 2712 and encodes 903 amino acids. The transcript is spliced from 2 exons.
AUGACAACCCUUCGAAAGUCUCUGCCUUUGAACAACGGUUGGAGAUACAAAGCUCUAUCUUCCUCGACAUCUCCACAAUCUAACUCAUGGCAACCGAGCAGACCGCUUCCGACAGAGAUUCACCUGGAUUUGCUGGCUAAUGGAGCCAUCCAGGACCCCUUUAAUGGGAAGAACGAGGAAGCUGUGCAAUGGGUUGGAGAGCAGACCUGGCUGUAUGAGUUAUACUUUGAAGUACCUCAAGAUGCAGUCGGGGCACCAUACCGCCGUGCAGCCCUCGUAUUUGAAGGGCUCGAUACCUUCGCCACCGUUAAGCUCAACGGCCGAGACAUCCUCAAGUCCGACAAUAUGUUCGUGUCUCACAGAGUCGAGCUCUCGGAAGACAUGCUUGUAAAGGAGAAUGGCAGUUUCACUGUGCAGUGUCUGCAAAUCAUCUUCGAGAAUGCAGAACGCGUGGGGGACGAGGAAGUCCUCAAAUAUCCGGGUCAUGACUGGUUCACCUUCAACGCCGGUACGGCACGUUUGGCAACGAGGAAAGCGCAGUAUCACUAUGGUUGGGAUUGGGGCCCGAAACUGAUGAGCUGUGGACCUUGGAAGCCAAUAUACCUGGAUCUCUAUUCAUCGCGGAUAUCAGACAUGUCAAUUCACACAAAUCUCGGCUCCGAUCUACAGUCUGCGGAGCUACAAGUUGUGGUUAUAGUUGACGGCCCUGCUAAUCACGCCAAAGUCGAACUCAGCCGCGAGGGUUUAGUCCAACAAUCUCAGACUGUCAAUGUCGAGCAACACAUCGCAAGAGCGGUUUUUCAUGUACAGAAUCCUGAUCUCUGGUGGCAUUUCACUCUGGGAGAAGCAAAUCUGUACGAAGCAAGUGUCUCUUUGUACCAGGCUCAGGAUUCUGAACCGAGAAUCCUGGACGAGAUGAGCAAAUUCUUUGGAAUUCGGAAAGUGGAAUUGGUCCAGCGUCCGCUGCACAACCAGGAAGGCAGCACUUUCUUUUUCAAGAUCAACAACGUCCCGAUCUUUGCUGCUGGCUCUUGCUGGAUUCCGGCCGACUCCUUCCUGACCCGCAUCUUUCCCCAGAGAUACAGGGAUUGGGUCAAGCUGGCUCGUGAUUCCAAUCAAGUUAUGAUUCGCGUUUGGGGUGGCGGCGUGUACGAGCACGAAUCAUUUUAUGAUGCUUGUGACCAGAUGGGCGUCCUUGUCUGGCAAGAUUUUAUGUUUGCUUGUGGCAACUUUCCAGCACAUGCGCGAAUGAGAAAUCGUGUCGCAGUGGAAGCGGAGCAGAACGUCCGCCGAUUGAGACAUCAUCCCUGUAUUGUACUAUGGUGUGGAAACAACGAGGAUUAUAUCAUCCCAGUGCUCAGGCAACUCCAAUACGAUCCGAGCGAAAAGGACCCUGGGAAGAUUCUCGAAUCAGCCUUUCCCGCACGGUAUUUCUACGAGCAUAUGCUGCCGGCAAUAUGCGAGGACCUGAGUCCUGCGACCCGGUACUGGCCUGGAUCUCCAUUCGGAGGCUCCAUGGCCAAUUCUCAGCAGGUCGGUGAUAUACACCAGUGGCACGUCUGGCAUUUGGAAAUGUUCCCAUACCAAGACUUCCCCAGACUUGCUGGCAGGUUCGUCAGUGAGUUUGGCAUGCAAGCAUUGCCCGGACUCGACACUGUCAAAGAGUUCUUCCCUCCAGGAUACCGCGUGUCUGAGGAUGGCGACGUAUCAGAGGAUGAGUAUUUGAAGUGGCACAACAAAAUGGACGAUGGAAGCGAUAGGAUGGCUCAGUACGGGAAUGCUAACAUCAAGUUCGAGACGGCAUCCCUCCCGGCGUACAUCUACGCGACCCAGCUGAUCCAGUCCGAGGCGCUUUCUGCGGCUUAUCGAUCCUGGCGACGGCUCUGGCAGGGCUCUGGCAAAGAGUAUUGUGGCGGAGCUCUUGUCUGGCAACUCAAUGACUGCUGGCCGGUGACAUCCUGGGCCAUUGCGGAUUACUUUCUUCGUCCCAAGAUGGCAUACUGGGCAGUCAAGCGUGAAUGUGCUGGCAUAACCGCCGGAAUGGCAAGAGUCAAGCAAGAUAACAGUGUAGAUGCUUUGGAGGUAUGGGCCGUCAACAUGACGCUGAUGGACAUCAAGGUUGAUGUUCACGUUGACGGAUGGAGCGUCGUGACAGGCAAGUCCGUCUUCCACCAUCUGAUGCUCAAAGCUUUCACUCUGAAGAUGAAUCAAAGUACAGAGCUCGGAAAGUUGGACUUGAGUGCUGUUAUCCCUGUGCGCUCCAAUCUUUCCGACAAGUUCUUGGGUUUCGAAGACACGGUCUUUGCAGUUCGGCUGGUUGAGCCACUGUCAGGUGGGAGAGCAUCCUCUCUCAAUGCUACGAAGCGUGGAAUCUCUUCGAAGAUACUGGCCCACCACAUCAAUUUUCACGAACCGCUGAAGGAGGUACCUUUCCAGACGAGGGCCAGGAAUCUUGCAUUGAGGAUUGUAAGACACGGGGCUGACAUUGUGGUGGAGGCAACAGCCAAUCUGCCCAUCAAAGGCCUCCUAGUGCAAGUCGCGGAUGAUCCAGACGCGAAAUGGGAGGACAACGGCAUUGAUCUGGUCCCUGGGAGGCUUGCUAGCUUGAGGCUCAUGGGCAAAGGACUUGAAGUUGGUCAGGAAGAUCGCCUUAGGGCUCGAUGGAUGGGAGGAGAGUGGAGCGGACAGGACGAUGUCAGGCCGUCGCUGUAG